AUGGAAACUUCUUAUAUGAGAGUAUGUCAUCGUUCAGACCCAAAUCUCUCAAAUUGUGUCCGCCAAUCGGUGGAAGAAUUGAGACCAAAAUUGAGAGAAGGUUUACCAGAAUUAAAUUUACCAUCUUUGGACCCACUUUACAUACCAAAACUGACCAUGAACAACAUUGAAGGAGCUCUCAGUUUGAAUUCAGAAUUUAGGAAUAUUACAGUGAGAGGUCCUAGCAAUUUUGAGAUCGCCAGAGUCGAUGUAGACCCAGAAAAAUUACGGAUACAACUUGACUUAAAAUUUCCACGACUGGAUUUGGAAGCAAGAUAUUUCCUUAACGGUAGAAUCUUAAUUCUGCCAAUACAAGGCUCAGGACCAUGCACUGGAAAUUAUUCCAACAUUACUGCAAAUGCUGUCAUGCAAGCUGAGAAAGUAAAAAUUAAUGGUGAGGAUUAUUUGAAGGUGAAAGAUAUUAAAAUCGAUUUUGAUAUUGGUGGAGCAAAGAUUGAUUUGAAGGAAUUGUUUGGUGGAGAUGCAAAAAUGGGUGAAGCAAUGAAUCACUAUCUAAAUGAGAAUUGGCGUUCAGUUGCAAGUGAAUUUAGACCAGCCUUGCAAAAGGCAAUUACUGGUCUAGUAAGAGGUGUCGCCGAAAGAGUAUUUUCAGCUUUUCCUUAUGAUAUGUUACUGCCAAAGAUUAUGAAAUUGUAUGUGGCACUAUGUCUUGCAUUUCUGCAAGUUUUAGGAACCACCGGGGAAAUGGUCAUCGAGAAUCGUAUGCCUCUACUAAAAUCAAAACCUGACUGGCUUGGAGUAUGCCAAAUGUCCAAUCCAAACAAGGACGACUGUUUCAAAAAUCUUUUUGAAGGAAUGUUCCCAGCGUUGUCGAGAGGUAUUCCAGAAAUAGGUGUAGCUAGUUUCGAGCCUCUGCACAUCGACGGAGUGAUGGUGUCAAGGGGAUCAGGCGGCCUGGCCCUAUCAGGCGGCUUCCGUGACCUGCAGGUCGGCGGUCCCAGCAAUGCCACCGUACAAAGAGCAAGCAUUGACUUUGUUACAAGGCAAAUGAACUUCGACCUAGCAAUUCCCAAAUUGAAAAUCGAUGCCAAGUACAGCCUAAAAGGCAACAUCCUGCUCCUUCCAGUGGUGGGCAAUGGUGAUGCCAGGUUGACCCUACGAGAUGUCAUGACCAGUGUCAGUACAAAUUUCAGUUUGGUUGAGAGCGAACCUGGUAGACAGGUCCUCAACAUCGACACAAUGAAAGUUACUUUCAUUGUUGGAGGAAUGCGUAUACAUCUUACGAAUUUGUUCAAUGGAAACGAAAUUCUAGGUGCAAGUUUGAAUCUGUUUUUGAACCAAAACGCCAUGGAAGUUAUCUCCGAACUAAGAAGUGAUCUUGAAAGUGGUUUAGCUGAUAUUUUCAAAGCCUUAUGGAACAACGUUUUCUCAAGACUUCCUUUAGAUUUAUGGACAAUUCCUUGA
Molecule: messenger RNA, 1464 nt
Organism: Ctenocephalides felis (cat flea)
Lineage: Eukaryota; Metazoa; Arthropoda; Insecta; Siphonaptera; Pulicidae
Exons: 10
Coding region: 1-1464 (487 amino acids)
Source: RefSeq, a predicted model, not a curated record